GCUGCAUGUUUUAUGACCUAUUCGUGCAGUGAAGAUGUGGCAGCGUCUUGUCAACGUCAUAUCCAUUGAUAUAGCUUUUAGCUUGUACUUCUAAUAGCGAGCACAUAUAGUAUUGCUAUGCAUUUUCGCUAAUCUGCAUGCGCUCUGUUGGCUCUGCAUAUACACAGGUUUUCCACACAAAACAAGCAGAUUGAAUACUGUCUCUUCUUCUGUGAUUACCUGCUCAAGCUGAAAGGCGGAAUAGGAAGGCUGUGGUGUUGACUGUAGGGAGAUGAGAAGUUAUCUGCGGGGAAAGUAGUGUAUGCCAUAACGCCGCGAAAGAGAGCAGUAAGAAUGCCGCCAAAGUUUAGAAGGUAUCUUUCUGAGGAAGAUGUCACAGAGGCUGCUGAACCUGAAAAGGAAAAGCUUUUGCAAGAUGAAGAUGAAGAUUUUUUCCUUAAGGGACCAACGUCAAGUGGGAAGACUCUCACCAUCCAGGAUAAAAAACUACGAAGGGUGCAAUUUCAAGUAGAUGAAGUCUCAAGCAUCAUGAAGGACAAUAUUGAAAAAAUUAUGGAACGAGGGGAAAGGUUGGAAGACCUUGAAGAGAAAUCGGAUUCUCUUGCCACAAAUGCUGAUCAGUUUUGGUCUACGGCAAAGAAGAUGCAGAGUCGUAUGUGGUGGCGCAACAUGAGGGUGAAGGUACUACUGGUUCUAGUCAUCCUGGCAAUUUUACUAAUCAUAUUUGUGCCGAUAAUAGUGCGGAACUCUUGAAGGUGUUUGUGCACACCACGGUUGAACAUUUUCACUAUAAUCAAUGUUGUAAAUUUGUUGCUUGAAUUCAUAACCUGUAUGUACCAAGGUGACUUUGUACUUCUACAUGUAUUACUUUAUUUUUUUACUUGUAGAGCUUUGUAAAUGUUGGCUUUCUAUGACAUACCACAAGUAUAUUUCUGGCAACUAAAUUUCGGCAUCUAUUUGUUGAUGUAUUUUGCAGCAUUGCUGUUCAUUGAAGUAUGCAGCAAGCCAUCUAGUCGUGUCUUAGCAUUUAAACUUUGAAAUUUCAAAAUUGCUUUUGUGCACAAGUGUGUGUGCUGAAUGUUUAUCAAUUACUUCACCGUAUGUCAAAUGGCAAACAUUGGCCAGCAAAGCAUUACUGUACUCAUUUAUUGCUUCCAGUGCACAUUUUCUGCUUUCUUAGAAUUUUUAUUGAAAUAUUUGCUUGUUAAAUGAGUUCCGUUCAAAGUGUUGAAUUCAAAUGUAACAAACUGUUCUUCAUAUAAUGCAGCCAGAUAUUCUUCAGGAGAUGCAAGAAAGCUUUGUGGCCUGUUUAUAAGGGAUACUAGCUAAAAAGAUGUCUAGCAUUGUGAUUCUAGUACCGCAGCAAUGUGGGUUUCAUGAGGAGUAGCUUGCAAUGCAAGUACAGAAUCCUGAAGCUUCAUUGGAAGGGCUGCCUGCUUCACUAUAGCCUAUACUGUUAUAACCUCUAGGUUAAUGUGCAUGAACCAAAUAUUACCAUACGUCAAACAUUUAUUCAUGACUCAAAACUUCCAUACGAAACAUGUGAAAGCUGAAAGCAUAACUAAUAAGAAUAUCAGUGUUUAUGAUAUUUCUAGCUCAAGGUUGUCUCAAGACAUUUACUGCGACGUGGGUCACUAGUGGGUCAUGAUGAAAUAUGCUGUGUAAAGGGCUGUGCUCGAAAUCAUAGGAGGGGAAAAUUCUUGUUGCUUCCGAUGUAAUGCAUCAUGGCACCAUCUCUUUGGGGCUUCAGGAAGUUUCAAAAAAGCAUAACCCCCGGCGACUCGCUGGUGGGUCACAACGCACCAGAGGAGUAUGACGAGUGAGCCACUGGUGGCUCAUCAUGCACAGAAAUCGGGACCUCAAAAAAGUGCUGCCACAGUGAACAUGCUAAAUGAUAUGCAAGUUGUCUUUUCUGAUCUGCGCACUCGUCCUUGUUUUUUCUCGGCUUGUCUUCGUGUCUCCGCACAAACGUUUUCAGUUGAAUUUUAGCACAUUGGCUAUUGAAUACGAUGAAGUUGUGGGCCUGAUCCACUUAUAGUGGCAGUUGGAAUAUUCUGGGGCAUCUGGAGUAGUACCAGGUGAAGCAGUUGUGUGUAAUGAUGAUGCUGUCCAUAUAAUGCGAGCACUUUUGUCAGGAUAUUUUUGCAGAUGCCAUUGUAAGAAACAGUCUGUUUUAAAGUGAACUAGGAAACCUGCACAAUCUGUUUUGGCAUUUUCACUAAAACAAGAAGAAACAAGGCAAUGAUUGCAUUGUCUUCCGUAUUGUACCACAUGUUCCAUGCUGUCGUUCUAAAAUGCUGCUGGGAAUGAACAGCGCUAGCUUGCUUGAAGUGUGCAGUCUUAUUAGUAAUCCUGAGAUUAUCACACGUGAGAGCUGAUGAAUUGCUGGAAAGAGAAACAGAAGAGUUACGACUGGUUUACUUGCUGUAAAAUUGUUGAUAAAGAUGUAGCUUGCAUGUCUUACGAAAUCUUUGGUGAGCUAUAAUCUGACUUAUGUAUAUGAACCCAAAGGUAAUUGUCUUAUAAAUAAACUUCCAGCUUGACUGAUCAGUUAUUCUUUAUAGUUUUGAGAUAGGGGGGUUUGACUGUAUGAGACAGAGCAGGUGCAUCUGCCUAUAAAGGAAAUGGACUCCAAUAAAUUGGAGGGUAAAUCAUAAUACUUCAGCAAAUCAAUGGCACGAAAUAUACGCGGAAGAAAAACACAUAGGACAGGAUGGGCACCAACUUCCAUAUGAAUUUAUUUCGAGCAAGAAUUCACUUAUAUGCACAUGCAAGUCACGUAAUAUAAUGAACAUGCUACAAAAACAACACAAAGCGAAUGCGAAGUUAUCAACUGCACAUGCUAAUCAAAAAGCACAUGCAGAUAGUUGCCCAGGAAAAGCAGUUCCUCAUCGAGAAGGCAUAAAAACUUCAUACUGACACAAGCGUCACCACAUUGCUUGAUGUAACAGGCCUUUAUUUUACCCCCCUCUCAGUCUACCUUUACCUAUGCUAAUAAACUUGGUUUGAGUAAAAUUCACACCCACAUUCCUUGCAAUGCACGGCCAUUAGGCUGCCAAAACCAUUCUUGACAUAGCCUGUGCUGCCGCACACGAUUAUGCGAUCAUUAAAUGACCAGUUUGCCUGAUGUACUCUUUCCCAUAACUAAGGAGGAUGCUCCUGAUGCAGACUCCGUAAAGUGAUUAGCAUGUGCGAUUGAUCACUUAGCAUUUGCACUUUGUUAUUGCUUUUGUAACAUGCUCACCAUGAUCACAUAGCUUGGCUGUGCAUAAAAGCAAAUUGUUCAGAAUAAAUGCAGUUGGAAGUUGGCACCUGUGUUAUCAUAUGUGUUCUUUGUGUCUAUAGUAUUGCACCAAUGAUUUCCUGAAGUAUGACACACCAACUAACAAACUAAGAUUUUGCUAAAGCAUCAUACUUUCAUCCUGAUGUUCAGUGCACAGUAUUGUUGACCGAAUUAUUUAAAAGUAAGCCUCUGAUCACCUCAACGCCUCUACUACACUGGACUUUCUAAAUAUCACGGCUGUAAUGCAAACAAAGAAGCAUUUAUCAUUGCUGUUCUUUACAAAAAAGGUUUCUGUUUGCCUGUGGCCCAUGUUGUGUCUUUCAAUCUUGAUGUUAGUAGUGAACAAGCUUAGCUGCUGGCAACACCAUCAAAGUAACGUGCAAAUUAUUGUUUGUGACUAGUGCAUUCAUGGCAGCCAAAGUUAUUGUGUGAUGCUCGUAGUUAAAGCCACAAGCUUGUAAAAACUACUAACUUCUGAACUAUGUAAGCAGCCAGCAAAUGCCAUGUCAUCACAUACCACUGCACAUUAUUUUUACUCGCAUAAUGAAGUGGAAAGAAUUGCUGGCAUGAGUGUAACGGCCACAAGAAUAAUGCAGUUUGCAUGGUCCAUGUAUGCUGAUGGUCUUAAAGUGCACAGCAGUCUAUACAUAGCAUAAAUGUGCAGUAUACACUAUAUUGCAACGCUUGGGAAUGAACGGAAACAAAAAGCAGUAGACAGGGCCAUUAGCAUGUAGCAUCUGAUGCAGAGCACUUUGCCCAAGAUUAGUCAUGUGCUUGUAGUUGCAAACGUCUCAAAGCAAGCAGUUUGAUAAAGAAGCAGGCAAGAGGUAGGAUAUGACAUACGAAGUGUGUUCAUCUAGUGUGUGUGUAUUCUGUUUCGACAGCUAGCCCACCAGCACGUUGGGAUUCCAUGAAUGUGAAGAAUGGUAAUGUGCUUGUCUAAUGUUGAAAAUGCUGCCUUUAAAGCACACAAGACUGCAUAGUAUAAUUUUGUGUGUGAGAGGCAGUCUACAAAAAACACUAUGUACAUGCUUUUUGGAUGUGGAGAGAGACUUACAGUUGCUCCCAUGUAUGCUUUUAUCUUCCCGUGCUAAUCUCCUGGCAUCCUUGCCCCUUGAUGUGUGCCACUAAGCAGUGUCCAUUGGUUUCGACUGCAUGAGACAUUGCACGGAGAAUAAGUCGCUUGAAGGAAGGAUGCCACCAGACAGCUGCAUUGAUGUAAGAAUGGCACACAGAGGCAGUAAGUUCUUUGAGCCCUGGCUGGUUGGAGGUGGUUGGGGGUGAGUUGCGACUGUUUAGCAGGGACUUCUGCAUGUGUUCCUGUAUAGUGGGUGUUUCAGCGAGCACUUUCAAACAAUUUUUUUAAUUGCCUGAGGCAGAUAGUACAAUUCUGGUCCAUCAGCUGGUCUACUCAAAGAGGUGGACUUGCACAGAAAAUUGAAAUGCAUAAUCAACUCAUUAACAAAAAUCAAAGUCUUUAUCUAAUUACUUUAUGGCACAUAUUGCAAUUUACAAAUUCUAGCCGGGAAGUUUGCAAGGCAGAUCCACUUGGAACGAAUUCUCAUGACACCAGUUUCAAAAUCUUAAUUCCCUUAUGUUGCGGGAAAAUGCAUUGGCAUUUCAGUUACUUUUGUCCUUCAGUGCAGAAAAUCGGAACGCUAGUGCAUUUUUACUGCAAGUUUGACAGCACAUUUCUCAUAAAUGGUGUCAUCCACACAAUUUUUUUCAAGUGGAUAUGCCUUGCAGUCUACCCGCUAGAACUUGUAGCGAGAGAAAAGGGAAAGGCUGGGAAGUUAACCAGAGAGAAAGAUCCGGUUCGCUACCCUAUGCUGGGGAGUGAGGGCGGGGAAAAUAAAUUGACAGGAAAGUAGAAAGAGGAAUAAAGGGAGCACAGUUACACAAUCGCAGUCAUUGUCACUUCAUACUAUUGCCGCACAGCACAGUAGCACUUAUGGCACUAUAAAACAGGCUUCAGCAGCUUGUCCAGACCUGUUGUUCUUAAAAACUGCAACAGUAUCCUCAUUGCCCUUUGCUCUGAUGGCUUGUGGUGUUGGCAUUCUAAAAUGAUUUCCUCUAUGACUGCAAUAUAUGUCAUAAUUAUUUAAAGUUAAUUUGCGAAUUUUUUUUUUAAUUAGACAAUUUUGUAUUUCAAAUUUUUGUGCAAGUAAUGUCCACCUCUUUGAAUACGCCAGCUCAUGGUCUAGAAUUGUGCUAUCUGCCACAGGCAAUUUUAAAAAAGUUUGGGAGUAUUUGCUGGAACAUUCUGUAUAUGCUGUGACAGGGACACUAACCUCUGCUUCAGAAGACUGCCUUCUAGAGACCUACAUUCUGCCAAUGUGUUCCAUCUGGCUAAGCAAUGUCUAUUUAUAGUAUGCCUUAUUGUGCAUGUGGGUUUGUGUUACGUGUGCAAAAAUGUUGGAGAUGUUAUCAGCGGGUAACUACUGUACCCAUAGGCUACUGUAAAAUAAGGUGAAAUUGGAAGAGGUUGAGAUUGACAGCAAGUAUGCACAGCUAGUUAUGCCAACAAAACUACACCCUUUAAAAUCUGUUUUCAAUAGUCCUUGACGUAAUGGAAAAAGUCUGAUGAAUAUCUGUAGUGCACUGCUCCUAGUGGCACUGCUGUGGUGUUGCUGUGGUUUGGUUGCCAAGCUGUCUGUGGUGAGGUUGCGUCACCGGCUGACGAAUGUGGGCUAGUGGUCUGUGGUAGUUUGGUAUGCAGUCUUGACUUUUGUGUGAUGUAGAAAGGACAGUGCAUUAGCUCAAACUUGUUUUUUGCACACGUUAUUGUAUACGGUGGUGAAAAUUACGUUGGCUUUUAAUUGUUGGAUGACAAUUGUGUGUGACGUUAAUGGCUUCCUGUGUAGAGUGCCCUGUGGUUUCUGAAGUGGCCACCACGUUACCAGUAGCGCUUAUGAUGCCGACUGAACAUUUAUGUACUGUUAUGAGCUUUAAAAACAUUAAAAAUAACUUUCUGCAAUCAA
This is a messenger RNA of Dermacentor albipictus, 6264 nucleotides long. The record is from RefSeq and is a predicted model, not a curated record. Lineage: Eukaryota; Metazoa; Arthropoda; Arachnida; Ixodida; Ixodidae.